This is a messenger RNA of Paramecium tetraurelia, 1011 nucleotides long. RefSeq lists its product as uncharacterized. The record is from RefSeq and is a predicted model, not a curated record. NCBI's taxonomy places the organism in Eukaryota, Ciliophora, Oligohymenophorea, Peniculida, Parameciidae. Gene Ontology annotation, molecular function: protein tyrosine phosphatase activity. Gene Ontology annotation, biological process: protein dephosphorylation. The transcript is spliced from 7 exons.
AUGCAAGGUUACUUAGUUGAGGGCAAAGAAACCAACAAUGAUUAUUCUUAUGAAUGGUUAAAGGGCAAUCCAGAUUUGGUGGCAAUUGAGAAGGGAAUACCAAUAGUACAUUUCAAUUCUGAAAUACAAAAAAGAGAUUUAGAAAUGGAAUUCAGAUUGUUACGCAGAUUGACAGAAACCUAAUAUCACAAUGAAAACUUGCAUGAUUUUAAUCCCGACAUCUAGAAAUUGAAUAGGUAUAACAAUAUCAUACCAUUCAAACAUUCUAUUGUCAAACUCAAAUAAGAGGCAGAAGACGAAGAGAAUCUCAAGGACACCUAUAUAAAUGCCAAUUUUAUCAAUCUUAUUAAUGGUAAAGAGAAAAUGAUUAUCGCCACCCAGGGUCCCUUGACUCAAACCUUUUCACAUUUCUGGAGAAUGGUGAUUUAAGAAGACAUGACCAUGAUUAUGAUGCUCUGUAAUCUAAGGGAGAACCAAAGAGCUUAAUGCGAGUAAUAUUGGCCAAAGAAUGUUGGAGAGUCCAUGCAAUGCGGAAACGUUCAAGUUAACUUACUUAGUUAGGAUGAUUUGGGAAACAACAUCAUCAAGAGAGUUGUUAAAGUCACCCAAGAAUUGGAAGAGAAGACAGUUAUCCAAAUUUAAUGGUGUGGGUGGCCAGAUCAAGGAGUCCCUUCUCCAAGUGAUUUUGAAGUCAUGAGAGAACUCUUGAAUAUGAUUAAUGAGAAACUGCUAUCAGAUUAAAAAGUAGUUUUCCAUUGCAGUGCUGGAGUAGGUCGUACAGGUACAUUAAUAGCUUUGGCUAAUUUGAUGAUCCUAUUAAGAGCCUACAAAUCGCAUAUCGGAGAGGACAAGUCAAAACUUGAAGAGAAUUCUGAACUUUACAGAAUCUCUAUCUUUGGAAUUGUUCGCCGAUUGAGAGAACAAAGAUGGGGAAUGGUCCAUACUUCAGAGCAAUACAUAUAUCUAUAUAAAUUUAUUGAUGAGGCUAUUAGAUCUAUGUUUAACAUAUGA